GGUUUCAAACAUACCAGUACACUCGAGCGAUGCCCCAGACCACGCCGCCACCCACCGCAGCCGAGACGACGCCGACCACGCCGAUAGACGCGUUCCCGGAGGCCACGCCGAGCCGGAAGCGCAAGGCGCUGGACGAGGCAGCCGGGCAGAAGGCCGUCAAAGCCGUCAAGCCCGAGGCUACGAGCGUCGUCGAGCAAGCCAAGGCCUUGGCCACGCGUGCUUGGACGUGGGCGCCGUCGCUUCGCGCGUGGCAGCGUACCGCGACGACGGACGCCGACGAGACAGCGGGCCCGACCAUGCCCGAGGCUGCGUCGUUCGAGUCGAUGCUGUCCGACAUUGGUGUCGGCUGCAACCUCGACGAUCCCAUUCAUUGCGGCGCGACGACGGUCGUGUACUACGGCGAGUGCAACUCGAGCGGCGACGCGGUCGCGAUCAAGGCAUUGAAGGACAUGUCCAGCGGUGGCAAUGCGAAGGUCGAGGCGAGCUUCAUGCGGGAAGCGACGCUGCACGCGGAGCUCAAGCAUCCCAACGUCCUCUGGCUCCAUCAUUUCGCUGCGUCGUGGCCCCCGGCGAUGGUCCUGGAGCUUGGCGACGGCACGCUUCUGGAAUAUGCCCUACACGACGGCCUCCAGCGCGAGCCCGUGGUCGCGCGCUUUGUCAAGGAGCUCGCGCAAGGCCUCGCUUACCUUCACGGACGUGGCAUCUGCCACGCGGCCCUCGAUUUGGAGAACAUUCUCAUGGGCACCGACGGGCACCUGCGCAUCGCCGACUUCGGCGCCGCGUUCCACGAAACAAGCACUCGUGUGCCCCAACCCGCGCCAGCAACGUACCCCUACUGGGCCCCCGAGCAGUUCAAGCCCAAGCCGUGGGGCAAGACGGUGGAUAUCUGGGCACUCGGGGUGAUCACGUACGAGCUCCUCAUGGGCGACCACCCGUACACCUUUACGCCCUUGGACGAAGGCCACCGUCCCCGCGCCGACUUUGAGCGCGCAAUGCAGACGAUUCGGUCCAUGAUCGAGGUCAAAGUCAACACGUGCCCCGUGCCAGAAGACGUCAAGGACCUUCUCCGGGGUAUGCUUGAGCCGCAGCCCGAGGAGCGCAUUUGCCUCGAGGACAUCCUCACCCACAAGUGGGUGCGUCGCCACACCGACUAGCAUAUAUGUCUCGCAGCGUAUUACUUUAUUCCUAACACUAGCUUGAGUAGAUCUUAAUGACGUGGCAGCCGGACGCUUACUCACAGCGUUGCCUUCGUCGACCGGA
Molecule: messenger RNA, 1260 nt
Organism: Saprolegnia diclina VS20
Lineage: Eukaryota; Oomycota; Saprolegniomycetes; Saprolegniales; Saprolegniaceae
Product: AUR protein kinase
Exons: 6
Coding region: 30-1154 (374 amino acids)
Biological process (GO): protein phosphorylation
Molecular function (GO): ATP binding; protein kinase activity
Source: RefSeq, a predicted model, not a curated record